Molecule: messenger RNA, 2150 nt
Organism: Trifolium pratense (red clover)
Lineage: Eukaryota; Viridiplantae; Streptophyta; Magnoliopsida; Fabales; Fabaceae
Product: RNA pseudouridine synthase 5
Exons: 14
Coding region: 158-1267 (369 amino acids)
Biological process (GO): pseudouridine synthesis
Molecular function (GO): pseudouridine synthase activity; RNA binding
Source: RefSeq, a predicted model, not a curated record
AUAAAAGAAAUUACAAUACCCUAACUCCAUACAUACAUGACUUUGUUGAGUAAAAAAAAAAAAAUGACUUUGUCAUUGUGUCAAAAAAAGAAGUUAAAAGAGAACUUAAAACAAUUUAAAAAUUGAGAUUAAAACAUAAGCGAUAUAGAAGUUGGGAAUGGCGGUGAGUUCAAAGAAAAUUGGAAUUCCUUGGCCGGAAUUGAAUGACGGCCUUUCCUAUCACGACGUUGUUCGACCCUCCGAUGCUGGGUUGACACUGAUUCAGUUUUACUCAACCAAGUACAAAAGUUCAGCUCCCUUACAAGGUUGGUUGCAGCGUAUAAAAAGUGACCAGAUAACAGUUGAUGCAACAGUUGUUACUGAUCCAAACACAUUCCUCAGAGUCGGUUCAAAGCUAGUGUAUCAUAGACUUCCAUGGAAAGAACCCGAUGCACCGCACACAAUACAAGUCUUGUAUGAAGAUGAUGACAUUAUUGCUCUAAACAAGCCUUCUGGCUUGCAAGUUCUGCCUGGAGGUCUCUUCCAACAAAGAACAGUUUUAACACAGCUUCAAUGGGAAGCCAACAGUAAGAGUACCUUUGAAGCACACCAAAAGCCUCACCCUGUUCCAGUUCAUCGCCUAGGGAGGGGAACUUCAGGAAUUUUAUUAUGUGCAAAGACAAAACUAGCCAGAGCUCGUCUUGCAUCUUAUUUUGCUGAUGGAACAUCUCGCGUAGGAAGAAAAAGAGAAACAAACCAGGAGCUUGGGAAGAUUGCAAAGAUAUACCGAGCACUUGCGAGCGGGAUACUUGAUAAUGAUACGGUGACAGUUAAUCAACCAAUUGGAAUGGUAAAGUAUCCUGGUGUUGCUAAAGGGUUAUAUGUUGCUUCUCAAUCAGGGAAACCAGCGCUCAGUGUAGUGGACAUUCUAGAAAGGAAUGUACAAGAAAAUACUACAUUGGUCCAGGUUAAGAUUCAAUCUGGACGGCCACAUCAAAUCCGCAUUCAUCUCUCUUUCAUAGGGCAUCCUUUGUUAGGUGAUCCUCUUUAUGAUGUUGGUGGGCAGCCAAAAUGCUUGGAUUGUGACUUUCUGGAUGAGAGUUUUGCUGAAGAUGGGGGUUAUCCAAGGCCUGCUAAACCAGUUCCUGGAGAUUGUGGGUAUUAUCUGCAUGCACAUAAUUUAUCUCUCUCCCAUCCAAUAACUAAUGAGAUAAUCGAAAUUGUGGCACCCCUUCCUUCCAUCCUCCAAACAAAUGAAGAGGCUAAAGGAAUUGCUAUAGAGCAGUAGACAAAUGCUUAGAUUGUUUAAGAUGGUUUGACUAUUGAAAGAUACACUAUGCUGAUGCAGAGAGAUGUAUUUAAGAUGCCACAGGCUUGGAGGGCAAGUGACUUUUACCUCUACAACAGGUUUCCACAUAACUACCUUUUAUAAGAUUUCUUCUUCUCAUUCUUCAACAAGCCCUAAAGUUUCUACCUUCCCAAAUAUGUUUGGUUUUUUUCUCCUACCCUAAUUGAGAGGCUCUUGACAUGAGUUUUACUAAAAUAGAGGAUCUAGUAGCUUGAAUGAAAUCUGGGUUUGGUGUUAGAUGGUGAGAAAGGGAAGGACAAAACGUGGUUGUUUUCACGGAGGUGGGUUUUGUGUGCAACGGAUUUGGUAUUGAGUGCUACUGCUCUGUCUAGACAGCAGCGAAUAUAUGGCAAGAAGUGAAGCUAUGUUUCUUGUUUAUAUUUGAUUGAUGAAUCUGAAAUGAGUAAAACUGAAAGGUGAUGAAAAAAAUUAAAAAUAAAUUAGAAGCAUUGUUUUGUGUGGGCGGGCCCGUAUCUAUUCAUUCAGAUGAUUGGUGUCUUUAAUGAGGUUUACUUUUGCCACCCUAAUGAUUUAGGGUGCGCCCUACGGAUUUACCAAAAUACCUUUGUCCUCUACUUAAGUAGCGAACACCCCCAAAACACCUUAUCUUCCGCUAUUUAAGUAGUGGAAGGGUAAAAUGGAAAAGGCACAUGGGAUGCGCGAGUAACUGAUAGGGCGGCAAAAGUAAUUUCCGUCUGUUAUCCAAACUAACCGUGUACUGUUUUCAUUAGUUUGAUUCGGUUUCUUUUAUCCAUUUGGAUUAAUUUAUCGGAUUCGUUGGAAAAAAGAAAAAUUAGUAAUGUGAACGAACUUUGCCUCUUCA